Molecule: messenger RNA, 912 nt
Organism: Leptidea sinapis
Lineage: Eukaryota; Metazoa; Arthropoda; Insecta; Lepidoptera; Pieridae
Gene: vnc
Product: N-alpha-acetyltransferase 10
Exons: 4
Coding region: 335-877 (180 amino acids)
Biological process (GO): N-terminal peptidyl-glutamic acid acetylation
Cellular component (GO): NatA complex
Molecular function (GO): protein-N-terminal-glutamate acetyltransferase activity; protein N-terminal-serine acetyltransferase activity
Source: RefSeq, a predicted model, not a curated record
AACUGUGAAGUGUGAACGCAGAAUAUUUAUUUCUUUUUCUGUACAAAACACUGGAUUUUUCUAUUGUUUAAAUUAAUCUUAUUUUUGGCACAAGUGGUAUCAUACAAGAUAAUUUAUCUAAAAAAUAUUUGUUGUUGUACCAGAAUAUUAAUAUUUGGUCCAUUUAGCUGGUAUAUUGUAUGGAAGUGUUGUCUAUCUAAAUUUAGAUUUGUCAGAGAGCUGAUAGGGGGAAUGUCAGAAACACCCCCUUCAUCCGAAGCACGACAACCGAAAUUGAAGAAAACCCGAAAAGAAUAAUAUUUAACACAUCUUAUUUCUUUCGUUAAAAAUCAAAAUGAAUAUUCGAUGUGCCCGCCCAAGUGACUUGAUGAAUAUGCAACAUUGCAAUCUUUUGUGCUUACCUGAGAACUAUCAAAUGAAAUAUUACUUUUAUCAUGGCUUAUCCUGGCCCCAACUCAGUUAUGUUGCUGAAGAUGAAAAAGGCCACAUUGUGGGAUAUGUUCUUGCCAAAAUGGAAGAAGAUGGUGAGGAUAACAGACAUGGCCACAUUACAUCUUUGGCUGUAAAGAGAUCCCACCGACGUCUUGGCUUAGCACAAAAAUUGAUGAAUCAAGCAUCUCUUGCAAUGGUGGAGUGUUUCCAGGCAAAAUAUGUGUCAUUACAUGUGAGGAAAAGCAAUAGAGCUGCCCUUAAUCUGUACACCAAUUCUCUUGGAUUCAAAAUUCUUGAAAUUGAACCAAAAUAUUAUGCUGAUGGUGAAGAUGCAUACUCCAUGAUGAGAGAUCUCAGUGCUUUUGCAACUGAUACCAAAACGGACACCGAACAAUCUGAAAACUUGGAAAUAAAAUCAGAGUCAGCUGUUGUUUCACAGUGUUAAUAAUGAUUAUUAUAAUAUAUGAAAAGGGAAAAAAA